AUGCUCCAACUAGACGUAUCAAACGCCUUUCUCCACAGCGACCUCCCGGACAAAGUCUACAUGCGUCAACCUCCCGGCUUUGAAGACUCCAAUCAUCCGGACGCUGUCUGCCACUUACACAAAUCACUCUACGGUCUCAAGCAGGCUCCCCGUCAGUGGUUUCAGAAACUUACAACCGCUCUUCAAGCUCGUGGGUUCAGGUUUAGUCGUUCCGAUCCAUCUCUACUAAUCUACACCAAAUUACAUAUUCAAAUUUACCUCCUAAUAUACGUUGAUGACAUCAUUGUAACAGGAAAUGAUCAAUCGCAAAUUCAGCUUCUUCUUUGCGAUCUCAAAUCCCAGUUCGCUUUAAAACAACUGGGUCAAAUUUGUCUGUUCUUAGGCAUACAAAUUACCCGCUCUCACAAUGGUUUCUUUCUCAUCCAGGGUCAUUAUGCACAGAAUCUGCUACUUGAAGCUGGCCUUUCCAGCUGCAAAUCCGCCAUCACACCAAUCACUCCAACAUCCAAGCAUCUAACGGACAACAACAAACCGUUCCAUGACACUUUCCUGUAUCGCCGACUCGCAGGAUCGUUACAGUACCUAUCAAUUACACGGCCGGACAUAGCAUUCGCCACAAAUCAGGUGUGUCAAAACAUGCAACGUCCCACCGACCGUAACUUCCAGCAACUAAAACGAAUACUUCGCUACGUCAAAGGGACCAUCUCCUACGGUCUUCCGAUCAUGACCGGCGACACCACUCUCCGCACCUACACUGACGCCGACUGGGCAUCCGACAUCACCGACCGCAAAUCUGUCUCCGGGUUCUGUACUUUCAUGGGGCCAAAUCUCAUAUCCUGGUCGGUCAAGAAGCAUGUCACAGUAGCAAAAUCCUCCACCGAGGCAGAGUAUCGAGCGCUGUCCGCCGCCAAUUCCGAAGUUCUCUGGCUUCGGCGUCUUGCGGAAAAACUUCAAAUGCCUCAAACUUCGCCGACUACCAUACACUGCGACAACAUCUCUGCCAUAGCCAUCGCCAAGAAUUCAGUUUUUCACGCCCGUACAAAGCUCAUUGAGAUCGAUUUCCAGUUCAUUCGCCAACAAAUAUACACCGGGAACAUAAACAUACAACACAUCUCGUCUCACGAACAGAUAGCCGACAUCUUGACUAAACCGUUCUCCAGCUCACGGUUUGAAUAUCUCUGCUCCAAAUUAUCCAUUCGCCCACCGAAUGCAUAA
Molecule: messenger RNA, 1215 nt
Organism: Dendrobium catenatum
Lineage: Eukaryota; Viridiplantae; Streptophyta; Magnoliopsida; Asparagales; Orchidaceae
Exons: 1
Coding region: 1-1215 (404 amino acids)
Source: RefSeq, a predicted model, not a curated record